Molecule: messenger RNA, 135 nt
Organism: Boleophthalmus pectinirostris (great blue-spotted mudskipper)
Lineage: Eukaryota; Metazoa; Chordata; Actinopteri; Gobiiformes; Gobiidae
Exons: 3
Source: RefSeq, a predicted model, not a curated record
AUGGAGAGAGUAGGGAAAAGAGCAGAGCAAAAGAGGAGGAGAGGAGAUGGUGAGAGGGAAGAAGAAGAGAGGGCUGAGAGGAGAGAGAACAAGAGAGAAGAGAAGGACAAGGAAGAAGAGGACAGAGAAGAGGAA